Messenger RNA from Oncorhynchus nerka (sockeye salmon), 2117 nucleotides. Its product is annotated as zinc finger protein 135-like. The coding region runs from base 421 to 1674 and encodes 417 amino acids. The record is from RefSeq and is a predicted model, not a curated record. Gene Ontology annotation, molecular function: DNA-binding transcription factor activity, RNA polymerase II-specific; RNA polymerase II cis-regulatory region sequence-specific DNA binding. The transcript is spliced from 2 exons. Lineage: Eukaryota; Metazoa; Chordata; Actinopteri; Salmoniformes; Salmonidae. Gene Ontology annotation, biological process: regulation of transcription by RNA polymerase II.
GUGUUUUGUCAGUGUAACUCAAUUUCAACAGGUUCCACCUCUGAUAAGCCAAACCUUUGCCACACUCCACUCCAGCAGGUGGCGAUAGAGAAAUCUAUUUACUCGUUUACGACAAGAGCGCAAAUGAUUUAUUGUCACCGGAUGUCUUUGUGGCUGAUUCUGCACAUGAUGAUAACGACGGUUUCCCACUAGAUAUUACAGCCACAAAGGCAUCAUUGGCUACAAAAUGUUAUUUUUGGUAAUCAUUUAAGGAAAGGGUUACACUUAGAAUAAGUUUUUAAUAACAUAAAUUGUAGAAAUAGCGGAGUUUAGCAACAAUUAUGACUUUGUGACUGUGUUAAUCAUUCAUCAGCGGUGUUACAUUAGUGACGAAAACAACCCAGACGUUAGCUAGCAACUUGCGUUAUCUAACAAGUAAAAAUGUCUAACAUACAGUUGUUGAGGGUGUUUCUCAACGAGAGAUUAACAUAUGCUGCCGAGGAGAUAUUCGGGGUCGUUGAAAAAACUAUAGUAGAGUAUCAGGAGGAAGUUGUCCGUCUACAAAGGCUGCUCGACAUUGUUCUUCAACCUGAGAUAAAGCUACGCAGGGCAGGUGUGUUACUCGACCUCUCUCUCUCCGUCUCUGAAGUGGAGGUUCCCCCUGAUCAGCUAGAGUGGAACACCAGUCUGAGGCAGGAGGACCCACAGCCCACACAGAUCAAAGAGCCUGAUCAGCAAGAGUGGAACACCAGUCUGAGGCAGGAGGACCCACAGCCCACACAGAUAAAAGAGGAACCGAAGGAAAUCGGGACCAGUCGGGACGAAGAACAGCUUCAAGGGCUUGAGGCAGAUACCAUAGACUCCACUUUCACUCCCGCCUAUGUGAAAAGUGACUGUGAUGAGUACCCAACUCACCCCUCACAUCUCUAUCAAACCCAAAAGGAAGAAAACGGAGAGAGAGACACUCUACCCAGUACUACAUCUGAACUGAUCAAAACACAACUUGACCGAGAGAACUAUGUCGAAUCAGAACCAACCAGUGUCUCUCAGACAUUCUCUGAAGCAAAUCCAGACUGUUUUGCAGCUCAGAGUGAAAACAGUAAAAGUGUCAGUGGCAUGGAGAAGGGAGGACCUGCGAGAGGUUUUAAGCCAGUCAAAUCAAAGAGAAAACAUAUGGUAAAAGGGCAAAACUCCUGUAUCACUACUAUGGGCAGCACAUCCACACAGUUGUCCCAUCUGAAAUCACACAGGCAAAGUUUUGCUUCUCCCUGUUGUUGCAAGGUGUGUGGCAAGUUUUUUAAUUACAUGAGUACAUUAAUUAGACAUGUUAAAACCCAUACAGGGGAUAAAGAUCCUCAAUGUGGUGUCUGUGGGAAAAGUAUGGAGUCCUCAGAAAGUAAGAAAGAUCACCUCCAAACUCACAUUGCAGCUAAUGUUUCUUGCCAUGUUUGUAGUAAAUAUUUUUCCUGUAACAGUAAACUGACAGAGCACAUGAGGAUCCACACAGGGGAGAAACCAUAUCGCUGCUGUGAUUGUGGCCAAGGAUUCAGCACAAGCGGUGGUCUGAAAAGACACACGCGGAGACACUCGGGAGAACAACUGUAUCACCCUGAUUGUGGCAAAGGAUUCGGCACCAGCGGUGAUCUGAAAAAACACACUAGAAUUUACACAGGAUUAUCCAUAUCGCUGCCCUGAUUGUGGCAAAGGAUUCCAAUAGGUUUUGGCUCCAGCAAAUACCUUCUCAGGACACACACGCUGUGAGACAUAUGAGCUGAGACAGGAUGUCGAAUCCUGACAGAGAGCUAGCUAACAUUACUAGCUAAAGCUAGCUAGCGAGUGUAGCCAAUUUAUACUCCGCAACUUCUCCCAACUUUUACCACUACGAUACUAACACACUUAACAUGACGCCCUGGACCAGAGCUACUGACAUGUAGCCAGCUAGCUAACGUUAGCCACACAUUUGUAACCUAUAUUAAUUAAAUUCAUAUCACACAAAUUGGAGGGACCGAUACAAAUUCAUACAUAGAAAUGUAACGUCAUACAAAACGGAGGGACACAAGAAAACGUUUACUAUGUUACGGCUGGAGUUCAGACUGCAUACCAUGAGAUGCAAAAAUACCAUCUCAGACAGGCAGCUU